GUUAUGAAUUAAGCUUGGUCAAACUGCACAUGCUAUAGUUGUGGUAAAGUACCCUCAGUGUUGGCGGCUGUUCUUAGAUUACCUCUUAUCUUAUUUAAGCAGAUGGAUUUCCUUCUCGAGUUCAUCUAAAACUGUGCGAUACCAUUGGUGCUUUACACUUGUGUUUUGUGGUGGGCGUGAGUUAUUCUAGCUUCUUUAUUACAAGCCGGUAACAACGCACCGUUACAUUUCAGCUUGGAGGCAUUUUGGAAACACUAAAAUGCGUCAUUGGCCUAAUCGUUGAUCUUGAAUAUUUUAAGCAUGACUGGGACCACAGAGUGUAACGUCUACACCGGCUUAACUCCAAGAGGAUGUCCUCCUGUUUGGACCUAACAAUAUGCCUGAUCUUGGCCACAUCAACUGUACACACUGAAGUUCAACCCUGCUUCUGCUCGGCCCUCCUUCCUGCUGGUUUAAAAGUCAACUGCAGCUCUUUGAACCUGAUGAAAUUCCCUCACCUGCUGUCAGACACCACAGAGCUUCACCUGCAGGACAACCAGCUCCCUACAGUGCCCCCAGGACGGUUUGAUGAGCUCGUCAGGCUGAAAAAGCUCUCAUUAUCCGGCAAUCCCUUCCACUGUGACUGCAGGAUCCAAUACCUGAGGAAGUGGUUGCAGAAGAACCGGGCUUUAGUUUCCACACAGCCCACUUGUGCUGCUCCAAGGUCUGUGGCACACAGAGGCAUCGCUGACCUUGCUGAUGAGUAUUUUUCUUCAUGCAUCCAGAGACACUGUGCUGGUGGCACUUAUAGUUUUGUGAUGGGGGUGAUGCUGUGCUGCCUGAUUGUUCUCCUUAUGUACAGCCUGAGGCUUGCCCAAAAGUCCACUUUCAUUCUGCAUGUAAAAGACAGACAUGCAGGAUUACCUGCAGACGGUAUGCGGCCCCCAAGGCCUAAACAAAGGAGGCGCCGUGAAGGUUCCAUCGCAGAGGUCAGCGAGAAUUCGGAAUUUCUACAAAGACCGCUCGUCGACACAGAGCUGCUGCCACAAAUACUUGAAGUGUUGCGUGUGAAGUACAAUAUAAAGUUAAAGGCCACCUGAGGCACUCUACUACAGAAACACUUCAAGUGACAAAGAGGUCACAUGUCUGUCCCCAUGGACAAGAAACACCAUCUCCACCCAGCUGUAAAUGGGAACGAGCCUUGGUUUGGGAAGUAACCUGUGAUGGACUGGCGUCCUGUCCAAGAGGGGUUGGAGACCCAUCUGCUUCACACUAUGCAGCCCAGAAAUGACCACUGUCCUGAUGAGACUCAAGUCUUACAUAGGAGUUCUUCUAUAAUAAUCAACACAACUUAAAAAAAAAAAAAAAACACACUGAUGUGAUCUUUAUGGACAAGAUGUGCUCACAUAUUUAUUAUAACAAAAAUAAAAGUUAUUAAGUAUCAAACACA
Thalassophryne amazonica is the source of this 1429-nucleotide messenger RNA. RefSeq names its product glycoprotein IX (platelet) (gene gp9). Bases 351 to 1079 code for a protein of 242 amino acids. The record is from RefSeq and is a predicted model, not a curated record. Lineage: Eukaryota; Metazoa; Chordata; Actinopteri; Batrachoidiformes; Batrachoididae. The transcript is spliced from 3 exons.